AUGGAGCACCACCAAAGUGCCAGCAUCACCUUCACCCUCACCAUGGCCGAGCAGACCGAGAAGGCCAAGGCCACGGUCAAGGCCAAGGGCGCAGCACCCCUGACCGAGGCCAUUCUUUCCGCCUCCGAGGAGAGCUCGGGCGAAGAGGUCUCAGGAGACACUGGCGACGAGGACGAGGACGAGGACGGCGACAACAACAACAACAACAACAACAGCGGCCUGUUCACCAAGGACGGCCGGUGCCAGCGAUGCCUCAGGGUCUUCGCCCUCAACAAGAGGGCGGACCACCGAAAGGUCCACUGCCUCCAGGGCAAAGACGGCGUGGCAGUCCCCGACGCCAACAGGUGCGCCUACUGCGACCGGCGGCGGCAGAAAUGCAUCGUGGCAAAGGAGCCAUGCCGCAAGGGGCUCAACACUCUCGGGUGCCUCGUGUGCAUCCAGGGCGGCCGGUGCUGCUCCUUCAAGAAGACCUUCAAGCACCUGCGGCUCAGAAAUGUCCGCAUCCACCCGGCAAGCGCACCAGCGACCUAG
Molecule: messenger RNA, 531 nt
Organism: Metarhizium album ARSEF 1941
Lineage: Eukaryota; Fungi; Ascomycota; Sordariomycetes; Hypocreales; Clavicipitaceae
Product: cellulosomal scaffoldin anchoring protein C
Exons: 1
Coding region: 1-531 (176 amino acids)
Source: RefSeq, a predicted model, not a curated record